Dunckerocampus dactyliophorus (ringed pipefish) is the source of this 2964-nucleotide messenger RNA. It is a transcript of the gene adora2b, whose product is annotated as adenosine A2b receptor. Gene Ontology annotation, molecular function: G protein-coupled adenosine receptor activity. Gene Ontology annotation, biological process: G protein-coupled adenosine receptor signaling pathway; adenylate cyclase-activating G protein-coupled receptor signaling pathway; vasodilation. The coding region runs from base 48 to 1100 and encodes 350 amino acids. The record is from RefSeq and is a predicted model, not a curated record. Gene Ontology annotation, cellular component: membrane. Lineage: Eukaryota; Metazoa; Chordata; Actinopteri; Syngnathiformes; Syngnathidae. The transcript is spliced from 2 exons.
CUUAUAGGAGCUUCAAGCGUGUUUGGUGCCGCCACACUCCCGCUGAGAUGAAGACGAUCUUCUACAUCGUCAUUGAAGUGGUCAUUGCUCUUCUCUCCAUAUCCGGUAACGUGCUGGUGUGCUGGGCCGUGGCCAUCAACACUACCCUGAAGAACGCCACCAACUAUUUCCUGGUGUCUUUGGCGGUGGCUGACAUCCUGGUGGGUUGUCUCGCCAUCCCCUUCGCCAUCACCAUCAGCAUCGGGAUCCGACUGGACUUCUAUGGCUGCCUCUUCCUGGCCUGCUUCGUCCUGGUCCUGACCCAGAGCUCCAUCUUCAGCCUUCUCGCCAUCGCUAUCGACAGAUACCUGGCGGUCAAAAUCCCCCUGAGGUACAAAGAGCUGAUGACAGGGAAGACGGCCAGAGAGAUCAUUGCUAUUUUGUGGAUCCUGUCCUUCGUCAUUGGGCUCGUCCCUUUCUUCGGUUGGAACUUCAAGUACUCGAGCUGUGGGAAUGGCAGCUCCACAGCGGACAACAAUACAGACAGCGCCCUUCAGGCGGGGUCGAGGGGCGGAGACUUACUACAGAGCUGCAAGCUCCAGUGUUACUUUGAGAGCGUGGUGGACAUGGAGUACAUGGUCUACUUUAACUUCUUUGUGUGCGUGCUGCUGCCGCUCCUCAUCAUGUUGGGCAUCUACAUGAAGAUCUUCACGGUGGCCAGGAUGCAGCUGAGGCAGAUCGAGCUCAAGUGCGUGGCCAACGGGGACAGCCACCACCACGGCCUGCUGCAGCGGGAGAUCCGCGCCGCCAAGUCGCUGUCCAUCAUCGUGGGGCUCUUCGCCAUCUGUUGGCUGCCCGUCCACAUCCUCAACUGCCUGACGCUCUUCUACAGGGAGCUGCACAAGCCCGAGCUGGUCAUGUACGUGGCCAUCAUUCUGUCCCACGCCAACUCGGCCGUCAACCCCAUCAUCUACGCCUACCGCAUCCAGGACUUCAGGAACACCUUCCGCAAGAUCUUGGCCCAGCACAUCCUGUGUCGCAAAGAGGAGCAGUACCUCAGCUCCAACGGCAGCAGGCGCAACAGAGACCAGAUCCGCAUGACCGCAGACCCCCUGCUGUAGAGUCAGCAGUAUUUCCACUUCAUGUUUACAGCAGCAGGGGAUGAUGUCACUUUUAUAUUGCCAAGGACUUCUCUUCUUGUUGUCCGUCUUAUUUAACGCUAACUGGAACAGGACCCAAACUUUGCUAUAUUCUAAAAUGCUAUUUAUUGAUCUUUCGCAAUCAUCCCCGUUACGACUGCAACACUAUAGCGCCAGCGUGCGUGCGUAAUUAUCCUUAUUAUUUAUUACAACAUUGGACCUUUGUGAAUGUGAACAUCAAACGUCUUGGUGAGUCUGAACCUGUACUACUUGCGGCAGUACAAGUACACCACACAAGUACUUGUGUGGUUAGUUUGGAUCAUCCCCCCACCCCCAGGGUUUCCUUUUGUGUACUACAGUGGAACCCGUUUUAAGUCGCAGAACUGGACUUUGCUUGCACAUUUACUUGGUUUUCCUCCAUUUGUACGUAUUUUCACUUGGAUUAUUCCGUUUUUAUAUGAUGUUAUUUUAUACGCUUAUCUCAGCAUGUCUUGACUUCAAUGACAUUCAAGUUUUGUACAUCUUCUGGUGGCUAACAAUGCCAAAAAAGGGUGCAUUCUGUUAGCUGCUGUGGUAGAAUCCAGGAUAAUACUGCCAUGCUUUUAUAUUGAAGCUUACUUUGCACUGAACAGGAAGUCACUGUGAACAUUGCAAUGCUGUGUAGCUAACAUUAGUCUAAAUGGACCCAUUUUUCAUAGAAAUGACGCCUUUGGCUCUCAAAUUUUAUGUCUACAAAAGCCCCCGACCAUUUUUGUCAAUGUAAGCGGGCACAUAGCGGACCAGGACUUGAGUCGGUCGACAUAGACGGGUUGUCGACUUCAACGGGUUCCACUGUACUGAAGUUGAUAGUGAGGCCUUGAAAGCAGAGAAUGGGUGUUGUAUCUUGAUGUGCUUCCUUUGACCACGUGUAAGGAAAAGGUAUUUGUGUCUCCUGUACGGACUUCAGUUUGACCAUGCAGUUCUGCAGCCAGGGGGCUUUUGUAACCCACACGUGACGACACGAGCGAUGUAGUUUGGGAAGACAAGUGCUCGCUAUACAGACGUGUGAUUCAUCUCACAUUUGAUCCCGCUGCUACUAAAUUGCAGUUGAUGUGCAAAAUGGGAUUGGGAAAGGGUCAAUUGUCCCAUAAAUGAGUUGAGCUGUUAUUGGCUCUUUUUUUAAGCAAUAGAUCCUACAUUUACACCAGUAGUGUCAAAACAAAAAAAUGAGCAAAGACCAAAGUUCAUAAUAAUACACUUUUUCAGCUAUAUCAUUUUUAUUAUUAUUGGAAAUGUACAGCACCCACGACCCUAAUUAGGGUAAGCCAAAGUCGACAUCAUGGUGCAGCUGCAAGGCUGUUUUCUAUCGAGUGUGUUCUUAAGGCAGGGUGUGGCCAGCAGCCACGUUCACUCGUGUUACAACUAUUUGAAGAUGGGGCAACGUCGGUUACAUCAUAGGAGCCACACUGGUGUUUAAACUAAAAGGGUGAAGCAAAGUACAGGAAACACAUUUCACACUUGUGGUUUGAUGUCCUUUCCUGUACCUCAUUGGUGGCGGUUAAAUUCUUGAAUUGUGACGUCCCCCCUCCCGUUCCUCCUACCUGACUGAUAUGAAGGGCUAAAAAAAACAAGAGUGCGCUAACAUUCCAGUGGAGACAUGUAUACUGUAAAUGCACUGUAAUCUUGUGUCGUCUUAGUUGACUGACUGUAAAUAAAGUAGAAGUACUGUAGGUGUUACCAACCAUUUAUUUAUUUACAGCUAUUCCGCAUCUGUCACGCUCAUGUCAUCCAGUCUUCACAAACAGGUGCAAUGUGUGUGUUUGCGAAUAAAAGCCAUGUUGAUAAAGGACAGACUUGAUUCCUAAAG